This is a messenger RNA of Trichomonas vaginalis G3, 1323 nucleotides long. RefSeq names its product serine-type peptidase protein. Lineage: Eukaryota; Parabasalia; Trichomonadida; Trichomonadidae. Gene Ontology annotation, molecular function: dipeptidyl-peptidase activity; serine-type exopeptidase activity. Bases 1 to 1323 code for a protein of 440 amino acids. Gene Ontology annotation, biological process: proteolysis. The transcript has a single exon. The record is from RefSeq and is a predicted model, not a curated record.
AUGCUUCCACUUAUUCUUGCUAUCAGAAGACCCAUCACACGUCAACAAUUGAGGGGUACUGAGACUAAUGCCACAUUUGAUCAAUUAAUCGAUCACAAUCAUUCAGAAACAGGAACAUUCAAACAAAAAUUUGUUAUCAACAACCAAUACGGCGGCCCAGAUUCUCCAAUCAUCCUUGAAAUCAGUGGUGAAAGCGAUGGCUACUAUGUUGGUGGUGUUGGCGAUUUCGAAGAAACACUUGCAAAAGAAUUUAACUGCACAGUUGUCACACUUCAGCACCGUUUCUAUGGCGAAUCAUAUCCAUUCGAAGAAUCAACAACAGAAAAUCUCCAAUAUCUCUCCGUCGAACAAGCUGUUGAAGAUAUUUCAUAUUUCGUCGAUUAUUACAAGAAGACAUACAAAGCGGAUAAGAACAAAUGGCUUCUUUAUGGUGGCUCAUAUCCGGGCCUCUUAUCCGCAUACACAAAGAGCAAAUUCGAUUCUAAAUUUGCAGGUGCCAUUUCAUCCUCAGGUGUUGUCUUAGCUCAGAAGGAAUUCACAGACUUCGACAAGCAGAUCGAAAUCUCCCUUGGUCACCAGUGCGCUGCUGCUUGCAGAACAGCUCGUCGCCACAUUGAUACUCUUCUUGAGACAGAAGAAGGCACACAGUACGUUCUCAACCUCUUCAACGCCAAUGGUGUUGAACCAGAUAUCUUCCGUUUCGUUGUUGGCGAAUUAUUCUCUAUCGCCCCACAAUACGGCCAUCGUGAAGCCCUUUGCGGUCCAAUGGAAGGUUCUCUUAUCACAGGCAAGGAUCCAAUGCUCGUUCUUGCCGAAUUCAACAACAACUUCUUCAUUCCGAAUUUCAUCGGCAAAUCCACAAUCGCAAACGAAUAUUCUACAGCAUCCCUCAAGGAUACAAAGAACAAGGCUGCUCGCAGCUGGCUCUGGCAGACCUGCUCUCAGCUCGGAUGGUGGCAAGUCGGUGCUGGAAAGACUUCUCUCCGUUCUCCACUUUUAACAACAGAAACAUUCGCUAAACAGUGCAACGACGUUUUCGGACUUACAGAUGAACCAGAUACAGACGCUUUCAACGCAAAAUGGGGCGGAUUAGAUCAGACCGCUACAAACAUCGUUUACUUGACUGGUUCUCAGGAUCCAUGGACACCAGUCUGCAUCACCGACGAAAAGGUUCCAAACGAAAAUGCUGCAGCCCACACAAUGACAGGACCAAACGUCGGACACUGCACAGACUACCACCUUCCAAGUAACAACGACCCAGCCGAUGUCAAGAGAACAAGGCAGAUGGUUAUCUCCCUCGUUAAGAAAUGGCUCGGCCUUUAA